Messenger RNA from Capra hircus (goat), 6581 nucleotides. RefSeq names its product hypoxia inducible factor 1 alpha subunit inhibitor (gene HIF1AN). Gene Ontology annotation, cellular component: cytoplasm; nucleus. Gene Ontology annotation, biological process: negative regulation of Notch signaling pathway; peptidyl-aspartic acid hydroxylation. The transcript is spliced from 8 exons. The record is from RefSeq and is a predicted model, not a curated record. NCBI's taxonomy places the organism in Eukaryota, Metazoa, Chordata, Mammalia, Artiodactyla, Bovidae. Gene Ontology annotation, molecular function: [protein]-asparagine 3-dioxygenase activity; peptidyl-histidine dioxygenase activity; ankyrin repeat binding. Bases 39 to 1088 code for a protein of 349 amino acids.
CACUUCCGCUUCCGCUGGGGCCGUCCCUAGCGGUAGAGAUGGCGGCGACUGCAACGGAGGCCGCGUCUUCGGCCUCUGGAGAACCCCGGGAAGAGGCUGAAGGCCCUGGCCCCGCCUGGGAUGAGUCCCAACUGCGGAGUUAUACCUUCCCGACCCGGGCCAUCCCGCGUCUGAGUCAAAGCGACCCCCGGGCGGAGGAGCUCAUCGAGAAUGAGGAGCCUGUGGUGCUGACGGACACAAAUCUUGUGUAUCCUGCACUAAAAUGGGACCUUGAAUACCUGCAAGAAAAUAUUGGCAACGGUGACUUCUCCGUGUACAGUGCCAGCACCCACAAGUUCUUGUACUAUGAUGAGAAGAAGAUGGCUAAUUUCCAGAACUUUAAGCCAAGGUCCAACAGGGAAGAAAUGAAAUUUCAUGAGUUUGUUGAGAAACUGCAGGAUAUACAGCAGCGAGGAGGUGAAGAGAGGUUGUAUCUACAGCAAACACUCAAUGAUACUGUGGGCAGGAAGAUUGUCAUGGACUUCUUGGGUUUUAACUGGAACUGGAUUAAUAAGCAACAGGGAAAGCGUGGCUGGGGGCAGCUGACCUCUAACCUGCUGCUUAUCGGCAUGGAAGGAAAUGUGACACCUGCUCACUAUGAUGAACAACAGAACUUCUUUGCGCAGAUAAAAGGCUACAAGCGAUGCAUUUUGUUCCCUCCGGAUCAGUUUGAGUGCCUCUACCCAUAUCCUGUUCAUCAUCCCUGUGACAGACAGAGCCAGGUGGACUUUGACAAUCCUGACUACGAGAGGUUUCCCAAUUUCCAGAACGUGGUUGGUUACGAAACAGUGGUUGGCCCCGGUGAUGUUCUUUACAUCCCAAUGUACUGGUGGCAUCACAUAGAGUCAUUACUAAAUGGGGGGAUAACCAUCACUGUGAACUUCUGGUAUAAGGGGGCCCCGACUCCUAAGAGAAUUGAAUAUCCUCUCAAAGCCCAUCAGAAAGUGGCCAUAAUGAGAAACAUUGAGAAGAUGCUUGGCGAGGCCUUGGGGAACCCACAAGAGGUGGGGCCCUUGUUGAACACAAUGAUCAAGGGCCGAUACAACUAGCCUGCCAGGAGUCAAGGCCUCCUGCCAGGUGACUGCUAGCCCGUCCACACCGCUUCAUUGAUGAGGACAGGAGACUCCAAGCGCUAGUAUUGCACGCUGCACUUAAUGGACUGGACUCUUGCCAUGGCCCUGGAGGCAGGUGUUUGGGGCAAGGCAGGGUGGUUGGCACUCCACUCCCAUUCGGAGGGACUUCUUACCCUUGCCUCUGUGCCCCAGCACCUUCCCUCUCUGCCCCCUAAAGUCCUGCAUUCAGUGUGUGGAGUCCCCAGCUUCUGGUUGUCAUCAUGUCUGUGUGUUAGUCUGUCAACCUCGGGGUGUGUGUGCGUGUGUGUGCCUGCACACGCGUGUAUGUGUUUCUUCCUCGCUCCCUCCUUGUGGGUCAGGAUGCCACUUCUGGCUCUCGGCUCUGUCUCCUGCAACCUCAGUGCCUCAGCCUGAGAGAAAGGAGAUGCUCUCGGAUGCCCCCACAUCUGGGCUACAGGGCCACAGCUAUCCUGUCCGUGAGAUCAGUCUGCCCCCUCCCAGUUUUCACAGAGUGAGGCUCUAGGCUGGUAGGAAUGCUACAGGACUCUAAUGGGAGAAAGAGGGGAGGGGGAGGCUUUCCUCUGAGAGCCUCAGUAGCUUCCUAGGAGAGUGAAUUAGGCAGGGUUCCAACUUGGACCUUCAAGCUCAAGCCAUACACAGAAAAGCACCUUGGGACAAAGAACCAAGGAUUGUGCAAAACGUCCAAAUUACAGGAGUUUUUACAUACAGCUUCCUUCUUUCAGCACCAGCUCUUGCUCUCUGUCCUGGGUGCCAGAGGAGUCCUCUAGCAGUGGCUUCUGUAGGUUCUAAGGGUGCAAGCCUCUUGUGGAUGUGUGUGUGCAUGUGUGUCUACACUGGCCUGCCUCUCUGCUGACCAAGUUUCUACUGCUUAACCUUGUCCAAUGGAACAUACAGCGGGAACUCCAAGGCAAUACUGCCUGACCUGGUCUAAAGCUUUUAAACUCAUUUUUAGCCGUUGGAUGUUGGUCAGGCCUCACUGCAACAACCUGCCUGAGACCGACUGGCUAGAGCCUCCAGAUCCUACGACCUUCCCUGCCCAGGCCAAGUCCUCUGCUACGUCUGUGGAGCUUCCUGUCUCAAGUAGACUAAGUGGGGUCAAGCUGAGGCAGCUAACUCACCACCUGUCAUCCACCUCAUGGCAAGGGCAGAAAUGUAGCCUUGCCUCUUGAAGCCAGCACCUCUGUCAGACCCCACUGUAAUGUUCCACAAACACUCUCAAAAGUCAGGGCAACUGGUGGAGCAUGGAGUGGAAUUCCUUUUCUGUUCAUAGUUACUUGUGGGAACCCCUCUCAGGGCUGCAGCUUACAGCUGGGUCACUGGGCACUGCACAACUCAAAGGGCUUGAGUGGUGGAAGUGGGGCCCUUGGAAUUGGGCAGUGUGGUAGCCCUGCGUCCUGUCACCUCCAUUCCCAUCUCCACGUCCCUUCUCUCUGGAAGGAAAAAGGAGUUGGAAGUCUGUGUUCAUUUUUUUCCUUUUUUUUUUUUUUGCCAAAGGUUUACUUCCAGUGUCUGAGCUGUGGCUCUCACCCCCAGAGCUCAGUUUAUAGUUACAGUGCACUGAUGGACUGAGAGGAUGCGCGUGUGUGUGUGCAUGAGCGCACCUGUGUGUAUUUUGGGGUGGGGUGUUUAUUUUUAGUACCCCAUGCUGGGGUUCUCUGAUGCAGUGUGGGUGUUCAAACACGGUACCUUCUGAAGUGUAGUUCUUUCAAAUAUAGCCAAUGCUGGAAAAUGUGACCGCAGUGGUCUCCAUCCCUCCAUCUCUUUUGGGAAAAAGGAACGCAGCAAAGGAAACAGGACAGAGGAAGGAUAAAUUGACCACCUUCACAUUUUGAAAUAUAGCACAUUCUUUGCAUUCUCGUCAGCAUGUCUGCAGCCUUCCUGGCUCAUUCCUCAAAGAUGUGGGUGAUGGCUUGGUCCUCUCAGCUGAUCUUCUCUGGGUGCCCACCCAUGUCUGACCAAGGUGGAGGAGGGGCCUUCACAGGUUGGGUCCUGAUUCUUGGGUAAUACAAGGAUCCCUGACUAUUAAGACACCUAAUGUCAAGUGCUUUUGUCUUUGUUCCUCGCUAUCCUGCAAGGUAGGUAUUCUUACUUUACAGCUCAAGAGUAAGUGAUCGGUGGCAAUCAGGAUUCAAACCUGGUACUAUUUGGCUGCAAACACCCUGCUGUGCUUCCCUAGCAAGCUGUGUUGACUCUCUUACCGUGCCUCCUCUGAACUACAAGCCUUGCUCAGAUCUCACCCACUGGGCAGUAUCUAGUACAGACAGGCUUAGCCCAAAAGAAUACAGCUCAGGGUAAAAGCUCUUCUGGGCUCCAGCAAACACUUCUUGGGGAAAAUGCCAGGAAGCCAUACUGUGGAGUUAAAGAGAGUUCUGAAAUGAGUUACAGGGAAACAGUUCUGGAUCCCGUUGAUUACUUGUGUGUCCUUAAAUAGGUCUGGUCACUUCUCCCAGCAUGCUUGUGGAUCUGGAGCAUUGAAGAUCUAGGUCUGGAAGUUCACUGAGAACUGUGAUUCAUGUUCUGCUGCCUGCAUUUUCCCUGAUGAAAAGAUUGAGGCCCUUCCCUUCACAUAGCUAAGCUAGGGCUGUUCAGGCACAAAUUCUGCUUGUUGCAGAGGAAGCAUCUCUGCCCUAUUGCUUAACACCUAUCCUAACUAACAGCAUGAGGGCAGACACAAGAGGGAAAGGUGGGGGUUUGGGCCUGUAUAGAGGUCAGCCAUGUUGCAUGCUCCUAGUUUUAAACCAGCAGGUACAGAGGAAACCACUCUCUUGUGAAGUCUAAUAUUUGUUGGGGGGUUGGAGUUGGGGGAUGGAGGAGGGGCUGUUCUGGGCAUCAGUUGAGCAGAUGCCCAGGAUGCCUGGGGGAGACCAGCUUCUCCUACAAAUCAGAGCUCUAAAUUACAAGGUUUUUACCAAUGCGAACAGUUGGGGGAAGUCGUCUGCUCUCAUUUGCGUAAUGGUUUCUGUCACUGGUGAUUAGACACAGGAUGAAGGAAAAGAAAUUUGACAAUUAGGAAUGAGCGAUCAUUAAUCUGAAUCUGUUAGGAGACAGAGAGGGGAAGGAUCCUUAUCAAUGGCCAACCCAAUGUGAGGAGACCCUCCCUCUGUCCCCCAGAAAUUCUUGGGCCACAUACCCUUUCAUUGUUUCCUCCACAGGCUGAGCUGUUACUUCUUAACAAAGGCUGGGUGUGCCCCUUCCCUAGGCUGAGGUAGAUACAGGAACAGACAUCUAGAGGUGUGAGCUGAGAAGGUGUGUCAAAUGCAAGCGAUAGGGCAAAGAAUAGCAAUAGAAUGGUUUUGACAUGUGUUUCUUGUUUUUGGAAAAUGUUUUUGUAAUCAACACUACAGAUACCCAACCUCUGACAAGAAUUUGUUAGAGUCCAACACCGAAGGAUGUGGAGAGAACCUGCUCUUUUAUCCUCCAGGAGCGUCUUUAGUUGGAGAGGAAAGCACACGAAAUACCCAGAGGUUAUGAAGCCAAGUGUCAUGCACCCUGUGAGGACAAGAUUAGAGGCUGUUGAGAGAGGAAGAAGAUGAGUGGAGAGCAAAGCUCAACCUCCGGGCUCCUCCCGGUCCUUGGGCUCAUCAGAGAGCAUGCUUCACCCUGGGCCUCCCCCCUCACAUAUAAUUGUGGCUGUAGUUAUGUGGAAGGCCCUGAUGUGUGAGCAGGUGAUGAGAUGAACUAACAGGCUGAGUGUUAAAGUGUGAAGAGUCCCUACUUGGAUCUUGUCUCCAUGUCACCUUGUCUCAUCCGUCUGAUUCUUCGAAGCUCAUGGACAGUAUUUCCAUCAGUUAUUUCUCAGUUUUGUGACUUACAUGUUGGUGGUUCCUUAGGUCAGAGGCUUUCUCAGGGAUUGGAGGCAGGGAUGGCGGUGGUGGUGCUUCAUUGUCUUCUCAAAGUGGGAACUUCCUGUGGAUAGGACUGUCUCUCCCCUUGCUAACUUCCCUACCUCUGGGUCUUCUACUGUUCAAAAUCCAAUGCAGAGGUCAGUAGGACUGCAGAGAGGGGUCCUCAGUGGUCAGUUUUACCCAAACAAGUUGGAUAUAGGGAUACACUUAAGAAAUGCUUGUGGACUUCCAGACGCCCUGGCCUUUCUGCCCGUGUCAUCUUCCCUUUUUCUGGUACCUCUAGUGCUUCCCUCCAGCCCCAGCCCGCUUCUCUGGUAUCCUCUCAAAUUGCCUGCUCUAAAGAGAUGUUCCAGCUUCCUUGUCCAGAGUACCCCUUCCCCCAGUUUCUCCUCUUCUCUCCCUGCCUAGUCUCUUCUCCAGCAGCCCCGUCACCAAGGUCCUUUUUGUGAACAGUCACUUUCUCAGAAGAUCCCUGGCUGAGGUGUUUGGGUUGACUUUCUCUAGGGUCCCUUCGUCUUCCUUUUCUGAUCUGCAGUUGUUCUGUGGAUCUGUUUGUUGUGUGUCUGCUCUGUUCUCUUGCCAUCCAGUCCUUUGUCAUGUCUGCACAUCCUGGUUUGGCUUUGCUCACUCUGGGAGCCCUUUCUGCUAGUCUUCAGCCAGUUCCAUUCAAUCCUCAUAGGGUUUAGGGUCCUCAGCAGAGUCCUGCUGAGCACUUUUGGUGUGAUUCUGGGGGACAAAGCCUCACACGUGGGCAGCCUUGAGUCCCAAGGGCCUGUGGUUAGUGAGACCUCCAGUGAGGAAUGAGAGGAGGGAAUCCAGAGUCACGGACAGGGGAGGACCAGUGAGUAGAGACUGAGCAGGAGACUCCCCAGGAGUAGAGCUGAGCCUGGCAAGCCUGGAGGGAAGAACUGAAGUUUGUGCUUCUGUCUACAUGCAUUGGUGUUCCUUAGGGUCCAGCAGCUGAGGUUUGGUGGGUGUUUUGCAAAUGUCCCCCAGUUGCGCUCAGGUUUCUUUGGUGAUGCUCCGAGUCACCAAAUUGGCUCACUUCUGUGUUUCAGUAUUUGCUGAAAGGGAGCAGCUCUCUGAGUAGUCAUGUGUCAGGAAUGGAGGGUCUUAGACGAGAAAGACCCUGGAAGCCAGGGUAGCAGGACACAGGGACCCAGUGGUCAGCUUAUAUAACCAGACUGUCACUUCACUCCUCCAGGUCUUUAGUACAAUAGCUGGUUAGAGGAGUUCAAAAAAAAUUGGGCCUUGCUUUCCCCAUCUAAAUCUGGUCUUCAGGUGAUGUUUUAGGAAGGGGCAUGUAUCCUUUAACUUCCAGUGAGAAACAGCGUAACAAUCUAGUGUAUGAAAGCAUGGAUUUGGGAAUCAGAUAUAUUUGGUUCAGAUCUGUAGUUCUGCUACCUACCGGCUGGGCUGGAUCUUGUUGAUUGAGUUGACCUUUGUGAGCCUCAAGUUUCCUCAACUAUAAUGAUACCUGUGUAGGGAGAGGGAGUGGGUGUUGAUAAUAUCUACCUCAGGGCUGAUGAAUUGAUGGAAACAAUGUUUGUAAAGCUUUAGCACAGUGCCUGGCAAGCACUUAAUAAAUGGCUGUGGUAGUUGU